GUGGGUGGUGGGGAAGAGGACAAGAGCAAAGAUUCUCUUUCUCUCUCCCACGCCCCUGCCACCCUUACUCUUUAAGGUUUUUCUGUAGUACCAUGCUCUCAACACUAUAUGUCUCUGUAUGUCUCAGUACUAUGCUUGCAACAUUGCUUUAAGCUUUUCGUCCCUAAUCCUCAAUCGGGUUGGGUCCUCCCACUCUCAUUUUCUAUUUCGUUACCCCUCUUUCUCAUUUGCCCCCUUUCCCAGUCCUAGCUCCAUUCCUAGGAUUCUACCAAUCACAUCCUUGCACCGUGAUUUAGGGACAUGCCCUCUUUAGCAAGAGGACAGCCCUGCGCUCUCUGCCAUGUGGUUACUAGUUAGGAACUGAACAAGGGAAGGCUUGACUUCCUGGGUCAUGGGCGUGAAGGAGUCUGGGUGACAGGAAGCGAGCGAACUGUCAUACCUAUUGCCUAGCUGCCAGAUUAACCUUGUCUUGAAAAUAACGUGAUUGCUCCAUAGGAACCUUGUCUUGAAAAUAACGUGAUUGCUCCAUAGGCUAUUCAGUUGAGGAAGACAAAAAUUCUUUGGAACGCACCUAGUGGCUUUGCCUUGCAGAUUUGGUAGACGCAAAAAGCAAAGGGGGAACAUGGGCAAAGGAAGAUUUGAUGAAAAAGAAAAUGUGUCCAAUUGCAUCCAGUUGAAAACCUCAGUUAUAAAGGGUAUUAAGAAUCAAUUGAUAGAACAAUUUCCAGGUAUUGAACCAUGGCUUAAUCAAAUCAUGCCUAAGAAAGAUCCUGUCAAAAUAGUGAGAUGCCAUGAACAUAUAGAAAUCCUUACAGUAAAUGGAGAGUUACUAUUUUUUAGACAAAGAGAAGGGCCUUUUUAUCCAACCCUAAGAUUACUUCACAAAUAUCCUUUCAUCCUGCCACAUCAGCAGGUUGACAAAGGAGCCAUCAAAUUUGUCCUCAGUGGAGCAAAUAUCAUGUGUCCAGGCUUAACUUCUCCUGGAGCUAAACUUUACCCUGCUGCGGUAGAUACCAUUGUUGCAAUCAUGGCAGAAGGAAAACAGCAUGCUCUGUGUGUUGGAGUCAUGAAGAUGUCUGCAGAAGAUAUUGAGAAAGUCAACAAAGGAAUUGGCAUUGAAAAUAUCCAUUAUUUAAAUGAUGGGCUGUGGCAUAUGAAGACAUAUAAAUGAGCCUCAGAAGAAAUGCACUUGGGCUAAAAAUGGAUAUUGUGCUGUUUCUGUGUUUGUGUCUAUGUGUGACAGCAUGAAUACAAUACCUCUGUGGUUAUGCUGAAUAAAUUCAACAGAUGCUAAAA
Molecule: messenger RNA, 1296 nt
Organism: Cervus elaphus (red deer)
Lineage: Eukaryota; Metazoa; Chordata; Mammalia; Artiodactyla; Cervidae
Gene: MCTS1
Product: MCTS1 re-initiation and release factor
Exons: 6
Coding region: 623-1171 (182 amino acids)
Biological process (GO): formation of translation preinitiation complex
Molecular function (GO): RNA binding
Source: RefSeq, a predicted model, not a curated record